AUUUUAACACCGACACAAUCUCUUUUCUUAUAUUGUUCAGCUAAUCUAGAUAGGUGUUCAUCAUAUAGUUUUCUUUUUUUAUUAGCUGUUUCUAAAUAAUUAUCUGUCGCUUUACGUCUUACAUUUGCAUUUACGUUGUAGAUCAGUCAAAUCUGAGAUUCAAUCAGCCUUCAGUCAUUCAUCAUUCAUUAUUUUUGAGGAAAGAAUGAAGCGAACAGUGUAAAGAGACUUUAAAGGCUAGUGUGAUUAGUUUACGACUGAAAAUACCAUUAAUUUUCUUCUGUUAUUCUCUUAUUCUGGGUGUACUACAUACCUUAUUCACAUUGCAUCAUACUCUGUUCGACAGUUGUGCGUGUGUACGUCCAAAUUAAUGAUAGUAUAUAUAGUCUCUACUUUUGCCAAUUUGUCGAAACACUUCAAAUUAAUUAUGGCGUCUCUUCGUCUACUACACAACCAUCUUCUUCCAUUUCACCUACAACUCUUUCUUCUGCUUGUACUUCUACUUUACCGUCAGAUACACAUGAAAAAAAAUUUUAUGAUGAAGUUGAAAAAUAUGUUAAUUCGUUACAACAGAAAUAUCGAGAUAAAACUUUCAUAAAAAAACAAACGUGUGAUGACAUUUUGAAAGUUUUGUUACUUCCAAAAGAUAAGACUGGAGACUCUUCAUCUGUUAAAUUUAGAUUUCGGUGCAGGCAAAAAUUUUCUAUUGUGAAACUUGCUGGUAUUGACGUUGUCUAUUGUACAAAAAGUAAAAAACCGAUUUGUGUUUAUGAGUCAUUGUUUAAUAUCAUAAAAGAAUGUCAUGAAGCUGUUUCCCAUGGAGGAAGAGAUAAAACUUUGGCAGAAGUAAAUUCACAUUAUUCAUGGGUACCAAAGAUUGUUGUUGAAAUUUAUCUCAAAACGUGUAUUGCAUAUCAAGUACGAAAACCAUUAAAACAUCCGGUUGUAUCGAAACCAAUCAUAUCUUUGGGUGUAAUGACAAGCUUGCAAAUUGACUUAACAGAUAUGCGUACAAGACCCGAUUUUGUAAGUAGUGAUAUCGUUUAUUCCUGGACUCUUCAUUGUAUCGAUCAUUUUUCAAAAUUUACAUUUGCUUAUCCGCUGAAAAAUAAAUCACCUGUUGAGGUUACGUCGAAACUUCGUGCAUUGUUUUUUAGUUUUGGUCCACCACACUUAUUACACUCGGAUAAUGGUGCAGAAUUUGUUGCUCAAGUGAUUGUUGAGCUUAAAACACUUUUUCCAGAUAUGUGUUUUAUUCGAGGAAGACCACGACAUCCACAAUCACAAGGUUGUAUAGAACGUGCUAAUGGUGUUUUAAAUGGUCUUCUCCUAGUUGUUUACGGUAUAAAUACUAGGGUUUCAUCAACAACAAAAACAACACCUUAUGAAACAAUGUUUGGGCAACAACCACGCUCAAAUUCUGAUUUUUGGAAAAUAGUUAAAGAAAAUCGUAUAGAAGAUGAAGAUCAGUUACCAACUCCAGCGGAAAGUGAAAAUAUGGUUGAACCGUCUAUCAUAAUUGAAACUCAAUCAGAUGAUUUUGAUAAUGAGAUACGAGAACAUAAUUUAAACGUUAGUAAUUUGAUUCCUGCAAUGUUUCCACUUCUAGAUAUUAAUGAUAGUGCAAAUGCAUCCCAUGUUCUUUCUGGUUCUCUUCUUGAUCUAUCUUCGUCUUUCUGUAUUAAUUAUCAUCAACCUCAAUCAACUACAACAAAUUCAACAACACCAGAUCUUAUUGCUUUUGAUUCUCCUCCACCACCAUCUCGAACACUAACAACUUUUCCUCAAUCAAAUGGUCUAGCAAGUAAUGUACUUAGUUUAAAUGGUAACACUUCCACAAUUCUACAAGGUCAAACAAGUUUUAUUAAUUCAUUUGAACCUACGAAUAUUUUUGAUGAAUUUCUGGCCUGUUCAUCUCAACAUACCAAUUUAGUUUCGAUUUCGGCUUCGCAUUCACAAACCUCCCCUUCAACCUUAACAGCAUCUUAUUUGGCAACAUCAUCGUCACUACCACCGCGACAUGCAGAUGCAAGACGUAAAGCGGCAGAUAAUAAUUUAGAAACAGCUAAUAAAAAAAGAAAACUAUAUGAUGAACACCUAUCUAGAUUAGCUGAACAAUAUAAGAUUUUAAGAUAA
This is a messenger RNA of Didymodactylos carnosus, 2136 nucleotides long. The record is from the annotation of a GenBank genome assembly. NCBI's taxonomy places the organism in Eukaryota, Metazoa, Rotifera, Eurotatoria, Philodinida, Philodinidae.